Molecule: messenger RNA, 1254 nt
Organism: Cryptosporidium ubiquitum
Lineage: Eukaryota; Apicomplexa; Conoidasida; Eucoccidiorida; Cryptosporidiidae
Product: S1 P1 nuclease
Exons: 1
Coding region: 1-1254 (417 amino acids)
Biological process (GO): DNA catabolic process
Molecular function (GO): nucleic acid binding; endonuclease activity
Source: RefSeq, a predicted model, not a curated record
AUGUCAGUCUUUCUUUCAAUUAAAUUUGCGAUUGAAAUAUUAUUAUUUUUGGGUCAGGUAUUGGCAUUUGAUGCAGAUGGACAUAGUGCAAUUGGCAUGACCACUAUAUCUGGACUUCAAAAUAACUUUUCUCAAAAACUUAAAAGGUUAAUGAAUGGAAAAGAUAUUGUCGAUAUUUCUGGUUGGGGAGAGAGAGUUUCGAAAAAACAUCCAUCAACGCUUCCCUUCCACUUUCAAAGCCAGAAUAAAAGCGAUUAUUUGAAAGAUGGAAUUGAAGGAGGCGAAUAUUUAAAAAAAAAACAUAUUUUGAGGUCAGAUACUAAUUGUAAAAAGACUGGGCAUUGUCUCGUCCCAAUGAUUAAACACUUGUACUACCGACUGAUAGGAGAUCAAUCAAAAUUUAAAAUAAAUUAUCCUGAAGGUAUACAGUUAACUGACUCAGAUUCGAUGAAAUUUCUGAUUAAUUUGGUUGGUGAUCUUCAUCAACCUAUGCAUUUUGGAUUUAUUGAAGAUGAUCUUGGGAGAGAAAUAAAUGGAAUGAUAAGUAUUAAUGGCACAAACGAAAGAUUGUCAUUAUUUGAGAUUUGGGAAAGUGGAAUAACGCGAAAACUAAAAACUGAAAAACCUCAAUUUUGGUUUGGCGGAUGGACACAUAUUUUAGCAAUAAGAGACACAUUUGACAAAGAACUGUUGCUUUGGAAAGAAAAAGGCAUCGAAAUGAUUGAUGACUGGGCCAGAGAAAACUAUAGUAUAAUGGUUAAUGAAAUAUACUUUCAUCCAAUAUCAAAACAGCCAAUCAUUGAUAAUUUUAAUGUUGAUAUCACAUUAGAAUUUGCAUGGCUCGAAAUUUUUCGAAGUAGAAUAUUAAUUGCAGGGGCCAGACUAUCUAUCAUUUUGAAUGAAAUACUAAAACUAAGAGAAGGUAAAGAAAAACCAUUUAGAGCAACGAAUUCGUUAUUAUUGUCUAAUGAUGAAGAUGUUAGUCACCAUAUUUCUGACCCUAUGAUUGGUAUCAACGUUAACAAAAAACAAAUAUUUGAAAUCAAUGCUUUCGGUAAAAAAGUGGCUGUUUCGGUUUGGAUAAAAAAUUUGGUUAUUAAUUUAAUAAUAAUAUUAAUUUGUUUGUCAGUCCUUGCAUACAUAUCGAUUUUCAGACUAAGAGAUAAUUACUCUGUUUUGAAAAAUUCCCAAUUGCCAGUGUCAGAAAUAAAAACAAAAAAUGUUCAGAUGAAACAAACAUCAAUCAUUGAUUGA